AAUUAUAACCUAACGUUUUAUAUACAAUAUUUUAUUUUUAAAUAACAAGAAUCACUUUAUAAUGCCCUAUAAGUACAUUGGUCGGACUACAGAUUUUAAAGGCAAGACGCUAUGGGAAAUUGUGGGGAAUUUAAAGAAUUUUGGAAUUGGUAGAAUAAUUACAAGAGGAAUGUAUGAACGCUACCCCGAGCCAUCAUAUUUUAAGAUACUGAAAGUAGAAACAUUGCCCAAUCCGGAGACGGUUUCAUUCGACAACGUUCGCAAAGUGCGAGUUUGGGUGGAAAAAACUUUUCGUGGCAAGGUAUUUCCUAGUCCAAUCAUUAUGGAAUCAGCAACUUACAAAGCAGACUAUAGACUCAUUCCUAAAGACGAAGAGGAAAAGUUUUGCAAAACGGUUGUGAAGGAUGAAACCAAAAUUUUCCCCAAAUACUUCGAAUUUCCGCCAGUCAUGAAAGAAUUAAUUUUAAGAGAUAUGAAAGCUGAGGGAAGUGACGCCACUGAUGAGCUCAAACUGGAAAUUGUUUAUAAUAGAAUAAGCAGGAAAACAAAAUAUAGGAUUACCGAAGAUGGUGAAAAGCCAAACGUUGAAAUAGUUAUGGGACUCGGUAAACCUGCCGCGCCUAGUUUGUAUGAAGGAGUAAAAUUAUAAUUUUUUUUAUGUAUUUGUAGUUAAAUUAAUAUAAUUAAGUCGUUCAAA
This is a messenger RNA of Anoplophora glabripennis (Asian longhorned beetle), 697 nucleotides long. RefSeq lists its product as uncharacterized. Gene Ontology annotation, cellular component: mitochondrial small ribosomal subunit; mitochondrion. NCBI's taxonomy places the organism in Eukaryota, Metazoa, Arthropoda, Insecta, Coleoptera, Cerambycidae. The transcript is spliced from 2 exons. Gene Ontology annotation, biological process: mitochondrial translation. The record is from RefSeq and is a predicted model, not a curated record. Gene Ontology annotation, molecular function: structural constituent of ribosome. The coding region runs from base 62 to 649 and encodes 195 amino acids.